This is a messenger RNA of Arthroderma uncinatum, 723 nucleotides long. RefSeq lists its product as uncharacterized. Gene Ontology annotation, molecular function: glyoxalase III activity. Lineage: Eukaryota; Fungi; Ascomycota; Eurotiomycetes; Onygenales; Arthrodermataceae. The record is from RefSeq and is a predicted model, not a curated record. Bases 1 to 723 code for a protein of 240 amino acids. The transcript has a single exon.
AUGCCACUCCCACGAAAAGCUCUAAUCGCUGUAACCAGCGCCAAUCCUCACUUCUACCCAGACGGGAAGAAGACUGGGCUGUUUUACUCAGAGGCUUUACAUCCGUUCGAUGAGUUGCAGGCCGCUGGCUUCCACAUUGACAUUGCAUCGGAAACCGGAACCUAUGCCUAUGACGAACACUCGUUAGAGAAAAAAUUCUUGAGCCGCGAGGACGAAGAAGUUCUGCAUAACGAAAAUGACCCAUUCAAUAAAAAAUUGAACCACCAGCUGUUCAAGGCUGGUGACCUAUCACCCCAUGAAUACGGCCUGUUCUUCGCCGCUGGUGGGCAUGGAGCUUCUUACGACUUCCCACACGCACGGCACCUGCAGUCUAUUGCCUCAGAUGUUUAUAAGCGCGGUGGUGUCGUGGCCGCCGUCUGCCAUGGCCCUGCCAUUCUAGGAGGCAUUCUUGAUGCAAACGACGAACCAAUCAUUAAGGAUAGGACGCUGACCGGCUUUACCACUGAGGGCGAGCUUGAGCUCAAGGUGAUCGAUCAAAUGAGGGGAGACAAUGUCCACACAAUCGAAGACUGCAUGGGGCCAACAGGUGCCCACUACGAAGCUCCACCAACUCCAUUCGCAAACUUCGAGAAAGUCGACGGACGGAUUGUCACUGGCGCGAAUCCAGCGAGUGCCAGGGACACGGCGAGAGAUGCCAUUAAAGUGUUUGAUGGGCUGGAGUAA